AUGAUUUCAUUGGUUUACAUUACAAUAGGGUUCGUCCUGUAUCGGAUCGCCCGCAUAGUUUAUAACCUGUACUUGCACCCGCUCGCCAAGGUCCCGGGCCCCAAGCUCUACGCCGCAUCGUGGUUCCCGCGCCUCUGGCGGCAGCACCACAAAGGCUGCCACCACACCGACCUCGUUCAGCUCCACGAGAAGUAUGGCCCGAUUGUGCGCGUGGGACCGGACGAGGUGUCAAACUCGUCGGCGGCGGCCUGGGAUGCCAUCGGCGGCGGCUCGCAGCAGUUUAUGCGCGACCCCCACUUCUUCAUCGUCUCGCAGCUGCAGACCACGGGGAGCAAGAGCUUCAUCUCGCUCGAGAAGAGCGAGCACCACUCGAUCCGCAAGCUCAUGAUGCCGGCCUUUUCCAACAAGACCUACCUGCUGCACGAGUCGCUCGUCAACUCGUGGCUGGGCAAGCUGACGAGCCACAUCGCCGCCAAGAACGGCGCAGAGCUCAACAUUGAGCGCAUGUUUGUCUGGUUCACUUUUGACGUUAUGGGUGCGCUCAGCUUCGGCGAGAAUUUUGGCUGCCUCGACCAGGAAAAGGACCAUCAGUACCUGCGGGCCGCCGAGCUGGGCGCCCCCUGCCUCUCCAUCAUGCAGAUCCUCCUGCGUUUCCCGGCGACGCAGGGCCUGUACGACGUCGCGCGCAAGCUGCCGUGGAUGCGCCUGUGGAACUCGCUGCGCGAGAUGUCUGACGACUCGGCCUCGCGCUGGCUCGAGACGGUCCACGACGAGAAGCGCACCGACAUCAUGGCCACCGUCUACCGCGGCAUGCAAAACACAAAGGACCCCAUCAGCCGCCACGAGGCCCUCGACGUCGCCUCCAUCUUGGUCCUGUCGGGCGCCGAGGCCACCCCGAUCCUCAUGACCGCCAUGCUGUGGAACCUCCUCAGCAACCCGCGCUGCUACGAGCGUCUGUGUCGUGACGUCCGCGAGUCGGGCAUCAUCAACGGUCCCGCCGACUUUACGGCCGCCAAUGUGGAAAAGAUCCCCUACAUGGAGGCCGUCAUGCUCGAGGCCCUCCGGCUGGACACGCCCUUUGCCACAACUAUACCGCGCAUUGUGCCAGAGGGAGGCGCGUGGGUAGAUGGCUACUGGCUGCCUGGAGGUACCUCGUGUGGUAUACCUCACUAUACCGCCGGCCACUGGGCACAAAACUUUAGCGACCCAGACACCUUCGUCCCCGAGCGGUGGAUGGCCAGCGAGCGACCAGCCAAGUACGAGUCGGAUAAAAGAGGUGUAUUCCGUCCCUUCUCCAAAGGCAGCCUCGACUGCAUUGGCCAGCGCUUCGUUCGUCACGAGGUCGGCAUGGCCUUUGUCGCUCUGCUCUGGAACUUUGACUUUGAACUUUCAGACAGGUCGCUCGACUGGAAAACGGCCAACGGAGCUGAGCAUAUCCGCAUCAUUCGGAAGAAGAGGCCACUCUGGGUGAAGGCCAUCCCACGGAAUGUUCCAAGUGCAGUUUAA
Molecule: messenger RNA, 1506 nt
Organism: Pyricularia oryzae 70-15
Lineage: Eukaryota; Fungi; Ascomycota; Sordariomycetes; Magnaporthales; Pyriculariaceae
Product: averantin oxidoreductase
Exons: 4
Coding region: 1-1506 (501 amino acids)
Molecular function (GO): iron ion binding; heme binding; monooxygenase activity
Source: RefSeq, a predicted model, not a curated record